Rotaria sp. Silwood1 is the source of this 420-nucleotide messenger RNA. The record is from the annotation of a GenBank genome assembly. Lineage: Eukaryota; Metazoa; Rotifera; Eurotatoria; Philodinida; Philodinidae.
AUGACACAAGUAUAUCAAAACUUUCAAGCAGCUCGUGAACGUGAUGUUUUUGGUCCAGGCCCUGCUGCUUUAGCUGAUUUUUAUACAACACGUCAACGUGAAAAACAUGAACUUGAACAAUUAAAUGAUAAAUUUGCACAAUAUAUUGAAAGAGUAAAAUUUUUAGAAGCACACAAUAAAAAAUUACAAAUGGAAUUAGAUGUAUUACGAAGUCGUGCAGGACAAGACUCAUCACGUAUUAAAGAAAUGUAUGAUAUUGAAAGGAAUGAAGCAAGUAAAUUAAUUGAUUCUACAAAAUCUGAUGCUGCUGCUGCUAAUGUUCGAGCACAACAAGCUGAACAAGAAGUUAAACGACUACGAGCACGAUAUAACGAAGUAACUAGUUUAAGAGAAACUGAUCGUGUACUAUUCAACGAUUAA